UGGAAAUCUUAGUCUCCCUUAGGCAACUGUAACAACAGCCAUUGUUUUCCCUGCUAAACUGAAGCUCAACCAUGGCACCCCAGUCAGCUGUCAAGCUCCCAGACAUAGACCUUUUUGAUGAGAAUUCCCUGCCUGGAACUGCCUCUUGGGUCUCCAAAUGCAAAGAUGUUCAACUAGCGCUUGAGGAAUAUGGCUGCUUCCUAACACCUUAUGACAAAGUUUCUUUACAGCUUCAGGAUCAAAUCUUUAACUCCGUGCAAGAAUUGUUUACUCUUCCUACAGAAAAGAAGGUCCAAAACACUUCUGAUAAACCUUACUUCGGCUACUUUAAACAUCCAUUGGUCCCUCUCUCUGAAAGCAUGGGCAUUGAUGGUCCAACCCUUCUUGAAGGAACUCAAAGUUUCACAGAUCUCAUGUGGCCUAAUGGCAACAAAAGAUUCUGUGAAAGUGUACAUACGUACGCAAAGCUAGUAUCCCAACUUGAUCGAAGGGUGAAAUACAUGGUGUUUGAGAGUUACGGUGUAGGGAAGUACUUUGAUUCUCACAUCGAUUCCACCAGUUAUCUUCUUCGACUCAUCAAAUAUAGACUACCCAAGGAAGAGGAAACUAAUAACUGCGGCUUUCCUCACACUGACAAGAGCUUCUUAACCAUACUUCAUGACAAUCAAGUUGCCGGCCUGGAGAUAAAAACUAAAGAUGGCAGGUGGAUUGGUGUUGAGCCCUCAGGUUCAAUGUUCAUAGUCAUGGCCGGUGAUGCAUUCUUGGCAUGGAGUAAUGGAAGAGUACACUCCGCACUUCAUCGUGUGGUUACGAAUGGCAAGAAGGAGAGAUAUUCCCUUGGGUUUUUUUCGUUCAGCGGUGAGACUAUACGAACGCCAGAGGAGCUGAUCGAUGAGGCUCAUCCUUUGCUCUUUAAGCCCUUUGAAAAUAUUGACUUACUCCGGCUCUAUUCCCUUGAUGAUGUUCGGAAAUAUUCUCAAAAGUUUAACGACGAGGCCAUGUCCAAUACUCCAAGCCUAACAGCUAUUCUCAGCAGAAAAAGCUCAAUAAACUAUAUGAUCAUGGCAACUCAGUCAGCUAUCAAGCUACCCGUCAUUGAUCUUUUUGAUGACGAGUCCGAGCCUGGUACUGACUCUUGGAUCUCCAAAUGCAAAGAGGUCCAGCGAGCGUUUGAAGAAUAUGGAUGCUUCUUAGCAACAUAUGACAAAGUUUCUUUACAACUUCAGGAUGAUGUCUUCGACUCUGUACGAGAAUUGUUCCAACUUCCAACAGAAAAGAAGGUUCUAAACACUUCUGAUAAACCUUACUUUGGUUACUUCAAACAUCCAUCGAUUCCUCUUAGUGAAAGCAUGGGCAUUGAUAACCCAACGAUUCUUGAAGGAACUCAAAGUUUUACAAACCUCAUGUGGCCUAAUGGGAACCAAAUUUUCUGUAAAAGCAUAUACGCAUACGCCACGCUGGUGUCAGAAUUGGACCGAAUGGUGAAAACCAUGGUGUUUGAAAGCUAUGGUGUGAGGAAGUACUACGAUUCCCACAUCAAAUCUACUAAUUAUCUUCUUCGACUCAUCAAAUAUAGGGUACCCAGGGAGGAUGAAAAUGACUUUGAUGGAUGCCCUCACACUGACAAGAGCUUCAUGACCAUACUUCAUGACAAUCACAUUGCAGGUCUACAGAUAAAAACAAAAGAUGGCAACUGGGUCGGCGUUGAGCCCUCCGGUUCAAUGUUCGUGGUCAUGGCAGGCGAUGCAUUCUUGGCAUGGAGCAAUGGAAGAAUACAGUCUCCAACCCAUCGUGUGAUCAUGAAAGCUAAAAAGGAAAGAUAUUGCCUUGCAUUGUUUUCAUUUAGCGGGGAGACUAUACGAACGCCGGAGGAGCUUGUGGAUGAGGCUCAUCCAUUGCUGUUUAAGCCCUUUGAUAAUAUGGAUUUACUCCGCCUCUUUUCCCUUGAUGAUGUUCACCGACAUGCUAAGUAUUUUUCCCAGCCCAAAUGCGGAGCCUGA
Theobroma umbraticum is the source of this 2000-nucleotide messenger RNA. RefSeq names its product putative 2-oxoglutarate-dependent dioxygenase AOP1. The record is from RefSeq and is a predicted model, not a curated record. NCBI's taxonomy places the organism in Eukaryota, Viridiplantae, Streptophyta, Magnoliopsida, Malvales, Malvaceae.